CAUGGAUCAAUACCAACGUUUUUCCAAAAAAAAUAAUAACAUUAUGAUACUGACUGUAUAGGUAUUAAACAUUUUAGUAAUCAGUAUUCAUUACUAUGGAUAUAAACAUCUAAAUCAUAUCUUGAAUAUUACAGUUACUAGUUAGUUUUACACAACACACUAUUAUUAUAUUAUUUACAACAUUUACACAAAUUAAUAACCAACACAAUCCGAAAGGAGAAAAAACACAUAAUGAAUUCUAACAAUAACGCCUACCAAAGAAAGACGUUGUUGCGCUGGUAUGAAAAAAAAACAUUUCUAAAUCAAAAAGAUAAAAAUAAAUCAUAUACACUUAAAAAAACGAAUAAAAUCGCUACCGUUUCGAAUAAUGAAUUUGACAACGAGGUAAAAAAAUAUUCAACUGCAAACAGUACUAAAACAAAUGACAAACAAGACGAUUUUAUUCAAACUCUCGAAUUUAAAGAUGAAUGCCAAAUCCAAGAACGGGCGAAAAUGAGUAGCCUCAACACCAGAUACGAACUGAAUUUUAAAAACUAUAUUCAAGAACUUCAUAAUGCGUUGAUAAAAGAGUGCAGUUAUAAUUUAUUAGAUUUGAAUUCAUUAAACUUAACAUUAGAUUUUGAAUCCUUGACGAGUGUCACUAAUCGAACGCUGAAAGCUAUAAAGGUACUUUAGAAUAGAUAAUAGGAUUAACCAAGGAAAUAAAAAUAAUAAAAUACAAAUAAAAUGUAAUACUACUGAUAAAUUUAAUUUCAUUGAAAUAUGAAAAUUAUAAUAUUAUUAACUUUCAUUUGGAUUUUGAUUGACUUUUGCAGGAUCAAAAAAUAUUUUCGGUAUUAGGAUACUUUCCAAUAAUUUCUCUAGAGCUGAAAAAUCGUGGUUGGGUGGAAAAACGAGAUCCAAGCAGACCACCAAUAAAUUAUUUGCAUUACUUAAAAUCAGCACGUAAAUAUUUUAGCAACAUUCACGUGUAAAAAACAAUUUAAUACGCCUUAUUCUACUUAUUUAUUUAUUAUGAACAAUUUAUUAUAUUUAAAAAUGUUAAGCAUACACUGUUAAUUGGAUUGAAUCACCUCCGCUGAUUUCAUCAAUAAUUAAUAAAAAUUAUGCCGCCAUGGAGCGCCUGAAAAGCUUGCAAUCGUGGACUAUUCUUAAAAAUAAAAAAUCUGAUUUUAUUUUCGUUACUAGAAAACAGUUAAUUAAUUGGUCCACUUUGAGUAAAUUGACAUCCAUCAGCCAGAUGCCAAGACACGUAUUUUGUACCAAAGUAACCAACCUACCUACUUAUAUUGUACCUAUUUAAAGUUAGUUUUAAAAUAUUUAGUUUUAUUAUUGUUAAAUAAUUUUAAGGUCAUCUAUAUUAAUUCG
Myzus persicae (green peach aphid) is the source of this 1368-nucleotide messenger RNA. RefSeq lists its product as uncharacterized. NCBI's taxonomy places the organism in Eukaryota, Metazoa, Arthropoda, Insecta, Hemiptera, Aphididae. The record is from RefSeq and is a predicted model, not a curated record. Bases 232 to 675 code for a protein of 147 amino acids. The transcript has a single exon.